Molecule: messenger RNA, 869 nt
Organism: Saccoglossus kowalevskii
Lineage: Eukaryota; Metazoa; Hemichordata; Enteropneusta; Harrimaniidae
Product: cytochrome c oxidase subunit 5A, mitochondrial-like
Biological process (GO): mitochondrial electron transport, cytochrome c to oxygen
Cellular component (GO): respiratory chain complex IV; mitochondrial inner membrane
Source: RefSeq, a predicted model, not a curated record
GACAUGCAUUAUGGGAUAUGCCGGCCUUCUUACCCCGACGCCAUUUUAGGUCAUAAAAGAGUUUGUUGGCACGUAAUAUAGUACAAUCUACAUUUCAGCAUGUUUAGGUUGGCAUUUCGUCGAUUUUCAACAGCAGUUAGGCCCAUUGUAACACAGAGACUCAACAAGCAGUCACUUGCUAUUGCUAGUGUGAGAAACUUUUCAGAAAAUCCAGAUGAAACAGAUGAGCAAUUUGAUGCCAGAUGGGAAGCAUAUUUCAACAAACCAGAUAUUGAUGAUUGGGAGCUUCGUAGAGGACUGAAUGAACUCCAUGGUCAUGAUUGUGUCCCAGAACCCAAGAUUAUUAUUGCUGCCUUGAAAGCCUGUCGUCGACUCAAUGAUAGUGCAAUGGCAAUACGUUUACUGGAAGCUGUUAAGUUCAAGGGAGGAGUAAGCGCAUCUGUGAUAUAUCCAUACGUUAUACAAGAAAUCAAACCAGCUUUAGAGGAACUUGGGAUCAGUACACCAGAGGAAUUGGGUCUAGAUAAACCUGCUUAUUAACAAGUAGAGGUGCCAUAUUGGAAAUCUUGUAAUAUAUUGUCAGGUUUGAAAAUCCAGUAUUUGGUGUACUCAGGAAAUCAAGCUCAUCCAUCAUCUAUGCGACUCUGACUGUAUUUGCUUUAUUCUGUUUUUGGUGUGCGCUAAUAGUUACAUGUGAUCAUCUGUAUUUUUACCAUGUGGCGCUUUAAAAUAGUUUAUUGUUGCCUGACUAAAACUCAAAUUACUGGUUGAUUCUAAAGAUAGUAUUCCUUCAUGGAAUGCAAAAUAUUUUAAUUGCAAUUGUACAACUUUUUUGUGAAAAAUUAAAAAUUAAUGCUGAUAUACUGAAG